Molecule: messenger RNA, 1325 nt
Organism: Astrephomene gubernaculifera
Lineage: Eukaryota; Viridiplantae; Chlorophyta; Chlorophyceae; Chlamydomonadales; Astrephomenaceae
Source: the annotation of a GenBank genome assembly
GCACCUGCUGCGGCGGUGGCUGCCGGUGGUGGCGGCGGCGCCGGCGGCGGUUCCCUGUUCCUGAAGCUGAAAGAGCGCAGGCAGAUGGAAGAGCUGCUGGGGAGGGAAGGCAUGAGGCAUGAAGGGGACACAGCACAGCCGUACGGACGUCUUCCGGCGGUGCAAGAGCCGCAGCCGGAACAGGAGGUCAGGACCCGCCGUCAUGGUACGAAACGAACGCGUCAGGCGGCUGCUCGAGAGCAGGAGGAGGAGGCGGCGGAGCCGGCGCUAGGAUUGCGACCGGGAGGAGGAGCUGCCGCCGCCGCCGUCACCGUCGAUGUCGCUAUGGCUCUACUACCCCACGUGACGCCGAUGACGGCCAGGGCUGCAGCAGCUGCAACUCCGGCAGGCGCGCUCGCAGAGCCGGCGGGUCGUACAAAUGCAGGAGCAGCGGCAGCACCGCCGCCGCCGCCGGCGCUGCCAGCUGCAGCGGUACACCCGCCAGCGGAGGCGGUCGCUUCUCUGCUACAAUUGGAAGAUAUGGAGGAUACGAGCGAGGAUGAUGGGGCUGGCGGCUAUGAUUCCCGAGCAAUGGGAAGGUCGCCGUCACCUCCGUCGCCGCCGCCGUCGGGCGCGCUGCAGCCGCCGCCGCUGCCGCCGCCAGCAACAGCGGUACUGCCGGCGGCUGACGAUGGAAUGCAGGCCGCAGGUAGCGGCGGCGACGACGCGGAAGCAGCAGCAGCGCCGGCGGUGUCGGCGCAAGAACAGGAACACUCUGCUGAGCGGGAGACGGAGUCUGAGCGGGACACAGCGACGGAAGGAGAGGCCGCAGCAGCGGCCACGUGGCGACCCACGGGUCGCCGCGGGCCGCGCGGUGAGAGGAUAUCGCGGGUGGCUGCAAGCACGCGCGCCGGUCUGAUCAUGCCGGUUUCCAAGAUUCGCAACGCGAUGAGGACGGGGCCGUUGCGGGGGGCACGUAUCAGCGCAGGCGCUCCCGUAUACAUGGCGGCCGUCCUCGAGUACCUCGUGGCGGAGGUGUUGGACCUAUCCGGGGAGGCGGCGCGAGACCUGGGUCGCGUGCGCAUCAGCCCUCGACACAUCGCGCUUGCGGUGAAGAACGACCCCGCCAUCAGCCUGCUGCUGGGCAACCAAGUGGUGAUACCCGAGGGCGGGGUGCAACCGCACAUCGAGGCCGCCCUGCUGCAGCCCCGCUCCUCACGCUCCCACUCCCGCACCCGCUCCCACCGCCCGCAACGCUCCCAGGGGCACUCCCAGCCGCGGUCCUACUCCCGCAUGUUAUCGACCGCGCGGGGCAACGCACAGCCGGAAGAGCAAGAGGCGCAAAC